UUGGCAACAGCGGCCUGCUGAUGAACAGUGCAUGCGGUCCCGCAAUAGAUAGCGCCGACUACGUCUUCAGGAUUAAUGUACCAGAAAUGGACCCAUAUAUUGAGGACGUCGGAUACAAGACCAAUUUUACCACGCUGAAUCCUAGCAUUUUUAAGCGAAAGUAUAAUUAUUUUGCCAACACGCAACUCACCGACAAGUUCAAUAAGGAUGUGUCUCAGUUCCAGGGUUUGCUGAUGCUGCCGUGUUUCAGCGACGACGCUUGGGUACCGAUAUGCAACCGGGCCCUGCUCCGGCUGACCCCGAAGGAGUCGCUGGGCGUCGCCUUUGGGGAUCCGGACCAGUUCUCGCUCAUCAGGGAUUACUGGGCCACUAAGGGGCUGUCCAAAUAUCCCUCUACCGGCUUGUACCUGGCAACGGCCGCCAUCGCACUCUGCGACGAGUUGCAUCUGUACGGUUUCUGGCCCUUCCUGGACUCCUCCAUGGCCCACGUCACCACGCACCCGGUCAAGUACCACUACUUCGACAACACCCACAUGGUGCGCGUCCACGACAUGCACUCCGAGUUCGAGCUGCUGACCCGCCUACACAAGGCGGGCGUGCUGCGGCUGCACAUUGAGGCUUGCUCGCCCGCCUUCAGGCGGCACACCGGCCGCUCGGAAGUGGGCGACAUGCAGGCCGCGGACGGGACAAGGCACGAGCCAGUCGACGAUCCACAGAACAGGAUCGACAUCGGGAAGCUGUGGGAGAAACUGUAAAUAUCCACCAAGGCCGAAAUAUUUGUGUUCAAGCAAGGAUCUGAAGUGCCUUAUCCAGGAAGUAUACUUAUCAGUGACUUGUAACUUGCCAAAACACUGACUGUAAGAGCAUCAGUGGUAUAAAGAAGUCACCUUACCUGAAGGUUUUGCCAAAACGGAUGUGUGGUGAUUUUGAAUGGAAAUUUGUGUAUUCUUGAAACAAUCUAGUUCAAUACUAAGUUGUAUAUUUGUUUCUAAAAAGCCGUAGUCUACUUUAUAAUGUCCUACGAUCCCCAGUUCUGGGUUUAGAGCCUCAGCGGCACAACAUAAGUCAAACAUCUUGUUGAGGCAUUCAUGGCUGUGUGUGUGUAACCGCAAAGCGACUGGACAGCAGACCACAUGCACGAGCGGCUGAGCCACUCGCCUGGUCUCCUGUCCAGUCGCUUUGCGAUUACACACACACAGGGCCACGAAGGCCUUGACGAAAGGCUAUGAACACCCCCUGCACACAGCGCCCUCAGACAGCAGUCUACCGUGUAUUUCCAUAAAAUCUUGUUUAUAGUGACGGGAUGGUUUCCAUUACGCUUCGUCUCCGUCUCAGGCUUCAUCGGUAAGAUCAGUGUGGGCCUACGGUGUUUGAAUUUAAUUGAAAAAACCCUAAUAUUUAGAUCUGUUGGAUGUUGGCCCCAGUUCGAUGCUCGGAUCCGGCACUGUCUAAGAUAUUAAUGGACAGCUUCAAAGUUAGAGACUAAAAGAUGAAGUGAAGCCUUAGAUGAAGUUUACGAAAACCCUGACAGUGUGUUCUCAGUUCAGGAGGAAGGCGUGAGAGUAGUAACCCAUUUUUUUUUCUUUCUUUUCUUCUUUUUUUUGUAAUUGUUAGGCAAUGCGCCUUCAAAGUAAAUUUUAUCAUUAUGUAGGCUACUGUAAUAUGGCCAAGACUCUGUUGAAAGAAAGUUGAAAGAAAGGCCAGUUUUAGGUGUUGAGAAUUUCUUCAUUUUAGGCAAAUACCACGCGGUAGGUAUUCAUAGUGGCUCGGGUGGGAUUGGAACCAGUUGAACUGCACACAGAAAUCUUUCUUCUUCAUAGUUCGAUUUGGUUUGGUUUUCGGGUUUGUUUGUUGCUUGCCAUUUCUGUACAAAUGUAAACUAUUCUAAUGCAAGGCACUCUACCACUGCGUCCGUUCUUUCUGCUGGUAAGAUAAAUGCAAUCAAUCAUCAGUCAAGGAAGUGUUCACCCCCUAUGUAGAGGGAUGCUUUCCCCGCCACGUUACAGCCACGCCAUCUAGCUGGUUUGUAAAUGUAUACCGGUACCUGACGGCAGACGCGCUGAAUGUUUGGACGUAUAAAACGUGUACAACAUCUUUCUUUAAUAUAAAAUACACGGCAUCGCUUUCGGUGACUUGUAGGUAUCAUUGGUGCCCUGUGAGAUUUUUUCAAACGUUGCAAAAUGUCGUUGAUGGUACGGACAUUUAGGCGCCCGACAUUAUGCAGGAGUUGUACUAAGUGUGAGGUCAAAGUAAUGCCCCGGCAUAAGACGAAUAUUGAUGUAGGUCUGGGUGUGUUUCCGUGCGUUUGCCAUACAAGUGAACAGGAAAAACAGACUGUGUGUUCUCAAAUGCCUAAAACCGAGUCAGUUUUGGCCUUUGAUCCAAAUGAUGUCAUUGAUCAAAACAGCCUUAAUGCGGCACGCCGUGCUGGUGAAAUAGUCGGCCAUAACAGUAAAACAGUUCAGUAUGCCACAGGUCUCGAUUAGUCGUCGUCAGUCAUACGAGAGAAAUCACCGAAUUCUCGGAUUCCCCUUCACAUUGCAGACUUGAUUAAGUCCACGAGGAAUGAUUUUCUUAUUUACUCAAAGUUCCAGUGGAAUGUGGCAACCAAGAGGAGAGGGUGUGCUAGCCACUCAGCAAUGUGUUUGUCCCCGGUCUAGUUCAGUAAUUGGCUGGCAGACGGGAAAUGGACGAGCAAAUGGCGCGCCGAUCAGACAAUGUGCUGUCAGCGCUGUCUCGGUCACCAGUGACCAUCGUUCCUGCAGGAGGGGGUGUACCUGUUUGAGUGAAAAGGGACAAACGAUCAUUCUCUCCAAACCUUCGGUAUCGUCUCUGAUUACAGAAUCAUUAAUUGUUAUCGUUAAUGUUUGAAUCACGCGCGGAAAGGCCUGGUACUGUGUUACUUGGCUUUCUUGUAUCAAUGUAGGCUAAGCAAUGCAUUUUUUCGGCACACUUUAAAAACGUGUGUAAAUAUUUUAACACCUUUUAAGCGUCUUCCUGGUAGCACUCUAUGAACGUGUUGCGUUGUUGGUAAUCUAAACCUAAUAAAGUUGUUGUGGUUAUUUUUUAAACAAAUACAAUAAUACGUGUUGAUAUGUUAAUAAAAUAGACACAGUGAAUAUGUGAGUGUUAAUAACAAGACACAAAACACGGUUGUCGGGUGGUAACCCCUUCUGAACACCAAAACACGUUCAUUUCCAAAAAGACUUUUAAUUUUAAAUGGUCACAUGUUUACAAUGGGCGCUGGGUUUUACACUCCAGCCCAUUAAAGCACCUGUACUCAUAUGUAUAUGUAUUUCAGUUACACUUGCAACAUUUUGUUGAGCCAUUAAACAUUUUUCUAACAACUUUCUUGCUAUCAGUUCAUUGCUAUAUUCAUGCUAAACGAGUUAGAGACAUUAUCGAUAGUGUUUAGCCAUUAAAUAUUGAUCUUCAGGAACUGGGGACUAAAAUUUAAUGUCUAUAGCAUCUAAACAUGUUGACGACAUGAAACCAAGAUAAUGAUUCCUUACUAAACACAGUUUUUAAAGUGUAACCUUAUUUUUAAUUUAUGUUUUGCUAUAUUUAUGGUAAUUUGGUGCUUUGGGGUUUUUACGAUAUGCAAAUUAUUCACGAGCAAAACUGUCAUAUUCCAGGGAGAAAGCUCCAUGUUUCACUGAUUUGUUCAUGAGUUUUUGAUAUUUUUCUAUUUUGAAUUUUUUUUCUUUUCAAUGGUAAAUCACUGUUCAGUAAAUUCACGGUAAAAAGCCAAUUAUCAACCAUCUAUCGAAAAAAUUAUGAGUUCACAGUUCAAACUGUGUACCGGUAGUACACGGCUUGUCGACAGAGGCUUUGCAUCAACACAAAAUGGGAAGGGUCAAUCCCUCGCUUACCAGUGUCAUUGAAAUAUUUCUUGUUGAACUAUUUUUGGCGGAGUAGGGCCUAAGACAACGGUGCCUAUAGGGCCUGCGAAUCAGUACAUUUGACCCUGUUUAUUCUCUUGGAGCGCAAGCAACCUCUUAUGUCAAGUUGCGAAACGAACAUUGCGACGCAUCAAAUAAGGAAUCGCAAAUUUAAAUUCGUUGAGAUAUUACAGACCGUAGCAGAUAUUAUUAACGUGAUUUUGAAUAUUAUGAAACAAUGAAAACUUAAAAGUUACUACCACGGACGUGUUCGUUUUAAUGGGUAGCUGCAUUGGAGAUUUUGAAAAAUCUUAAAAGGUUACCUUUUAUCUCUUAGGUAACCUCGUUUUCAGUUUUUGUUUCCUAGUUUCAAAGGAUAUUAACUGCCUUGUUGGUGUUUAUGCUAAUGAGUAUUUCCUUAUUUCACUAGCAAAAAUGUGAUGUCAUCCAAUGCAGGAAUAAAGCCACGAUGUUACAUUGGUUUGUACAUAAGAACUCCCACAUUUCUAAAGAUUUCAAUGGACUCAUUUUUCUUUGCGAGUCAUCGGCGUGUAAGUGCACGCUAUAGUAAGCAGCCAA
Acanthaster planci (crown-of-thorns starfish) is the source of this 4460-nucleotide messenger RNA. Its product is annotated as CMP-N-acetylneuraminate-poly-alpha-2,8-sialyltransferase-like. Gene Ontology annotation, molecular function: alpha-N-acetylneuraminate alpha-2,8-sialyltransferase activity. Gene Ontology annotation, biological process: oligosaccharide metabolic process; N-glycan processing. The record is from RefSeq and is a predicted model, not a curated record. Lineage: Eukaryota; Metazoa; Echinodermata; Asteroidea; Valvatida; Acanthasteridae.